Sardina pilchardus (European sardine) is the source of this 3697-nucleotide messenger RNA. It is a transcript of the gene zfand3, whose product is annotated as zinc finger, AN1-type domain 3. NCBI's taxonomy places the organism in Eukaryota, Metazoa, Chordata, Actinopteri, Clupeiformes, Clupeidae. Gene Ontology annotation, molecular function: zinc ion binding; DNA binding. The record is from RefSeq and is a predicted model, not a curated record. The transcript is spliced from 6 exons. The coding region runs from base 263 to 991 and encodes 242 amino acids.
UCGGCCUCGACCCCCCGGUGCGGUCCAUCGGACUGUCCGCGGCCGUUUUUAAUUUUGAAAUAAUACAGUUUACAAUUUAUAGAUACCCACGACAGCCUUUAUUAUCGACGCAUACGUCAUUGCUUCAUUUAAUAGCCAAGGAUAACUUUUGGGGGUAUUUUUGUUAAUACUUGGACGAGGAAUCCCCUUCAAAACAAUCAGGCCGUGAACCCAUCCUCGGUCUCUCAUAAGAAGUCUGAUUUUCUGACAGCUAACUAACGUUAUGGGAGACACAGGCAGUGAAAGGAGUAAGCCACCCACCAUACCACCACGAUGUCCUUGUGGAUUCUGGGGAUCCAGCAAAACGAUGAACCUCUGCUCAAAAUGCUUCGCAGACAUCCAGAAGAAGCAGCCAGACGAAGACUGCCCCCCAGAGCCCGAGUCCAGCCCUAGCAAUAACCAGUCAGCAGUCUUCUGUAGCGAGACGAACAGCAGCAGUAGCCAAUCCCUGUUGUUGACACCAGUCAGCUCUGAGGCGCCCUCACAAGAAGACUCAGGAGCCACACCCCUCCCUGCACAGGAAGAAGCCUCAAGCACAGACGCAGGCCACACCACUCUGUCCACUCCCACAAAACGACCUUGUGACUCUGCCUCGGGCUCUCAGAGCGACGAGUCCCCAGAGAAGCGGGCGCGCGUGGCCUCGCCCUCCCCCUCCCCCUCCCCCUCCCCUUCGCCCGCCACCCUGGACGAGACCACAGCAGCGCCCCGCGGGCCCAAGCAGAAGAACCGCCGACGUUGCCACCGCUGCCAAACCAAGCUGGAGCUGGUGCAGCAGGAGCUGGGCUCCUGUCGCUGUGGGUACGUGUUCUGUAUGCUCCACCGGCUCCCCGAGCAGCACGACUGCCUGUUUGACCACCUGGGCCGGGGACGCGAGGAGGCCGUGCUCAAGAUGGUCAAGCUGGACCGCAAGGUGGGCCGCUCGUGCCAGCGCAUCGGCGAGGAGUGCUCCUGAGGCGGCCGCAGGACCAGGGGGACGGCGGACGGACGGACGGAUGGACGGACGGACGCACGGAUGGAUGGAUGGAUGCUGGAAAACAGGAGGGAGGGACGGAAGGGAGGGAGGGAGAGAGGGAGUGGGAGGAAUGAGGAAGAUCCUAAUGAUCCACACUAUGAAUGCAUUCAAACCCACCCCACAACAGGGCCCAGCCACCCACCACGCCUGACCCUCCAUACACAAACUAUCUCUCUGUCACACACACACACACACACACACACACACACACACACACACCACGUGCUGCAGAACUCUUCCCUCCACAGUGAGAAACGCAUCCUGCCUCCUGUCUGUCAGUGCACCUCUCGACUCCACCCCGUCUGAGACCUUAACCUCUGACCUUUUGACCUGUGUCCUGUCAUCUGCAUGCCCUCGGCACCCCUACCGCCCCUCUUGCCCCUCUUGCCCCCCCUGCUCGCGGCCUUAAGUGUCCACUGCCCCAGUAACACAGUUGCCUCUUGCCCUCCUCCUGCUCUGCUCCUGCUGAUCCUAGAGGACUGGGUGGGGCAGGGAUCCUGCUGUGGACCUGCUGUAGCCACAGCUAGGGCGGCGCUCUUGAGCCUUGCCCCCACCCCCGUCUCUCUCUCAACCUAAAUGUGUCUCAACCUAAAUGUGUGUGUGUGUGUGUGUGUGUUUGUGUGUGUGUGUGUACCUCUCUCACCCACUCCUCUCUGAUCAGUGAUUGCAUACGACACACAGGAAAACAGGGGUCAGCAGUCCUAAUUGGACAUAUGGACACACACACACACACAUACACACACACAAGGAAAAAGAAGAACUCUCUGCACUAGUCUGACCAUAACACACACACAUAUGCAUACUGCUGUUUCCUCCUGUGUGCUGGGUCACUCGAGCUGCUUUGACACCUCCUAACCUCUCUCCUAUCCCUCUUGUUUAACCCUCUAUGCCACCCGCCAACAAUUGUGUGUGUGUGUAUGUGUGUGUGGUUGUUUAAUUCAGUGGUUUGUGCUCUCUCUGAAAGGACCCCCCCCCCCCCCGCCCUCCUCCUCACCGCUCUCUACUGACAGGUGGAGUUGUUCCCUGUCAGUCCUCUUGGCCUACCUCCUCACUGCCUGUGUCUCUCGCUCUCCUUCUCUCUCUCGUUGAGGCCUGGGGUUGGGGGGUGGAGACCCCCCCUGCCCACCCCACUCAAGCCUCUGAGCGGAUGGAGUCUCUCAGGCACCCCCCCCCCCCCCUCCUUCCACCCCCCACCCCCCCAGCUCCAUCCACACAAUAUGCAGACAAGCAGCUCCACAGCUGUGCCUGUGUCAAGACCUGCGCAUGGUUCUCCUCUCUGUCUGUUUGUCUGUGUAUCUGUCUGUCACACACACACAUUCUCUAUCACUUCACACACACACGUGCACGCUUUUUUUUUUUUUUUUAUCAAACACAUCCGAGACCAUGUGGGGAGCUGAAGGACUGAAGCAGAAUCAGACAGCACCCAGUAGAUUUUUUAUUUUUUUCUUUGUCAUUUGGAACACGACCUCAGCUAGAGGAUCAUGGAAGCUGAGGUCUCCAUGCUUUGCCAUGUGCUUUUUCAGAACUGAAUGAAUCUGCUCAGACUACAUCUCCCAUCAGCCACCAUGGCGGAGUCUCUGCCCUCCACGUGCCAGCCUUCCUCUUAAGAGCUGCCCUAUAACCUCUGGGAUUUUGAUUUCUUACUGUAUAUUUGGGUUGCCGUUUCCGUUGUCUUGCCCUCUCCACGUUGCUGCUUGCCACUCUGUUGAUUUUUUUUUCUGUCGCUUUGUCUGGAACUCUCAUGCCUACCCUUUCUCUGUUGUCUAUGUUGUCACUCCCCUUUACACACACAAACUCUCGCUCGCGCACACACACACACACACACACACACGCACGCACACAAACACUUACACUCUCAUGCACACACACAUUUUCUCUCUCUUUCUCUCCUGCCUUCUGUUUUUCCAGACAGUGUCUCAGGCUCCCCCCACCACCACUUCUCUCUCUCUCUUCUCUCUUUCUCUCUCUCUCUCUCUCUCUUUCUCUGUGUGUGCUGAAACCUCUCUGCCUCCUCUAUUGAUUUCUUUGACUCCCUCCCUCUUUGCUACCCCCCUCUGCUGCUCUCCCCUUGGCCAGCGCAAGGGGACGCAAAGGGCAGCUGCGCCCGAGCAAGGGCCACGGGUUCGACGGGUGUGUGUGUGUGUGUGUGUGCGGGUUCAACGGAGGCAUGAGUAGGGACCGGUGGGCGGUCGCAGGGCUCGGCGAGUUCAUGGAAAGUGUGCUGGAUCUUCCCGCACCUCUUUUACUUUGAGCUGUUUCUCCUUUUUUUGUUUUGUUUUGGAUGAGUUGAGGUGCAACGGAAGACGGAAUCGAUAUAUCCUGUAUCUUUUUUCCCUCCUCUGUUGUGAAAAAAUGGACAAACCGAAUGCAAAUGCGGAAAACAACGGGAUGAGAAAUGAAUAUCCUAUUAUCUUAUUUACCUCUCUGUGUUUUUUCAGAUUAACAAUCACCUGUAGAGAAUAGAAUGGCUUUCCUUUCCUUUUUUUGUUUUUCCCUUUUAAGUUAACGUUGUAAAAAAAGAAAAAAUGGAUAAAAGAAUUCUGUAGCCUAUCUUAAUGGUUUCUCUUUUUUGGGUUUUAUUCCUUAUUUGUUCCUAUUUUCCUCUUUUUACUUUUGUUGAAAAAUAAUAAAACUGGAUAAGAGGAG